Messenger RNA from Apus apus (common swift), 3008 nucleotides. RefSeq names its product DAZ interacting zinc finger protein 1 (gene DZIP1). The record is from RefSeq and is a predicted model, not a curated record. The coding region runs from base 57 to 2540 and encodes 827 amino acids. Gene Ontology annotation, cellular component: cytoplasm; ciliary basal body. Gene Ontology annotation, biological process: cilium assembly. The transcript is spliced from 19 exons. Lineage: Eukaryota; Metazoa; Chordata; Aves; Apodiformes; Apodidae.
GGGCUGCUAUAGCGACGCGGAGGACGCCGGCGGAGCCCGAGGGACAGCGCCCGAGCAUGCCCUUCACCAAACGUGCCUACUACCCGCUGGCGGAGGGGGGAGCCGGGCCCGACGCGGGGCCCGCUUCGUUCCCCGCCUUCCAGUUCCGCGGGCGCCACGAGGCCCCGGACUGGCGGCGGCUGAGCGCCGUGGACGUGGAGCGUGUGUGGCGGGAGGGGGACGUGGCGGCCUUGCAGGAGCACCUGGAGCACGUCACCUUCUGCAGCGCCGAGGGGGAGCGCUGCCCCCACUGCCAGGGCCCCGCCGACCCGCUGCUGCUCAGGCUGCUGCGCCUGGCCCAGCUCUGCACCGAGUACCUGCUGCACUCCCAGGAGUACCUCGGCGCCCAGCUCGGCGCCCUGGAGGAGGCGCUGCGGGCGGCCCAGGCCCAGCGCGACCAGCUGGGCAAGGAGGUGGCCCAGCGCGCACAGGAGAUCAAGGCGCUGAAGGAGGAGUGCCAUCGGAGGAAGAAGAUGAUCAGCUCCCAGCAGCAGAUGAUGCUGGAAGCCCGAGCCACCUACCACCAGUGUCAGUUUUGUGAAAAGGCUUUUAUGACCUAUUUCUUUUUACAAGGCCACAUGCAGAGGCGUCAUCCAGAAGAGUCUCAGAUUGAACAGAAGAGGAAGGCAAAGACAGACAUAUUGCAGGAUGAAGUUGAUAAACUGAAGGAGCAGUUGCAGCUCACCAAGUCUCAGUUAGAGGCUGAACAACAGGCUAAUAUGGUCAGGUUUUCUAAGGAAUGUGAACAGCAAAAAUCAAAAGAAGAAGGAAUUCUACAAUCAUUUCAUAAAUGGAAAGAGGAGGAAAAAGAUAAAUUGGCUGAUGAAAUAGAAAAAGUGAAAGAGAUGUUUAUGAAAGAGUUUAAGGAGUUAUCUUCAAGAAAUUCAACAUUAGAAAAUCAACUGUUAGAAUUACAAAAGUUCAAUAUGCAACAAAAAUCCAACUUAGGGACACUGAAAGAUAGCCCAGAAUUUACAGAAGAGAAACCUCAGAGUCCUCAGGAUUAUCACAAUAUGGUUAAACUUCUUGAAAAACAGGAAAGUAAAUGGACAUCUAGAAUGCAAGCCCUUCAUCAUGAACAUAAGACAGAAAAGUCCCUGCUACUGUCACAGAUAGAGAAGCUUAAAUCGUCAGUGAGAGAAGAGCAGAAUAAAACUAACACCUUUGACAAGAGGAUUGAAGAGCUAGGGCAGAGGCUUCAGGAGCAGAAUCAUCUGAUUAUUACUCAAAAGAAGCAGAUAAAAGAAUUGUCCACAAGGUCGGUUGCAAGCAUGAAACCAUAUGAUUUGAGCAGUACUGUAGAGCGUCUUGAAGAAUCUAAACCAAGUCUAUCAGUGAUGCAUGAGCAGGCACCCUUGGUGCAUAUGCUGGAGCCCAUAGAGGAGCUUUCAGAAGAGGAAAAAGAAAUCGAGAAAGUUGAUGAUAAAAAAGGUAGAAGUAACCAGUAUUUAACGAAGGCUUUGAAUAUUUAUCCUUCUUUACUUAAAGAAUUACGAGCUAAGUUGGAGCAAAUCCUGGAGGGGAAGCUGGAAUCCUUGGGAAUUAAAGCAGAUGUUCGUGGUAUCCCAAGCGAUCGCUUAAAUAAAAUUUUGCGCGCUAUUGAAUCUGCUAGAGAAUGCAAACAGAAGCAGGAGCCUGAGAUGCAGGAAAUUCGAAAGCAUCUUGAACGCCAAGUUAGCUUUAGGGUUGAAGAGAAAGCAUCAUCUUGUAAUAGACCCGUUUCCUGUCCUCAGCUUCCUUCAGAAGAUCUACUGAUGUUCAGUCAGCUGGGAAGUUCCUCAUCUGCCACCCCACGAAAACCAGCAAAACGGUCUUCAACAGCUGUCCGCCCAGCUGAACAAAGAACAGCCUUCACUGAAAAUACAUCUACACCAAAAUCCAAGAACCUUUAUGGAAAUGGAGUUUCCAGAAAGACAGCUAGUAUCACAACUCCACCAUUCAGUUCAGAGGAAGAAGCAGAUGAAGAUGAUAUCAAGCAGUUUUACGUAUCACCAGCUUUAUUGCAAAAGCAGUCGAAAACAUCAAGCAGCAAAGUCAGUGCUUUUCAGAAGGUUCCUAGCAAAAGCAGUAUGGAUGGGUCAGAGGAAAGCGAGUUUGAAGAAACGGGAACACCUGCCAAAACUUCAAAAGGAACAGUUAUUCAAAAACUGACAGAACAAGUUGGAAGAAGUCUUUCUAACCAUGGGAAUAAGAACAAACCAGCUGGAGGGAUUAAUGUUGCCCAGGCCUUUGUUAAAAAAGAAGAGGUGCAAGAACUGAAGUUCACGGAAGUUGAAGACGGCGACUGGGAUAUUUCAUCAGUAGAAGACUUUGUCUUGAUGAAAGAUGAUAAAGGCCAGAAGGCACUGACAGUACAGAAAAACGAGUCAACUGCUGCACCUGUGGUACAAGCAUGGGGUCUUCCAAAAACAAGUGUACCAAAGGGAGAAGGUCUUCAUGAAACUGAUAAAACAAGCAGCUUAGUCACUGUAACAGAUUGGAGUGAUUAUUCAGAUAUAUAACGGUUGUGUUCCUGAUGGGAGGCUUUUGGGUUCUGUUGGGGUCAAAAAUGUCACUGAAAACUUAAAAUGUUUCAUAUAGGUCAUGUGGUAACAAGGAACACUGUUUACAGAGCUCUUGUCUUUUAGUCCUGUUUUUGAAACCAAAAUAUCGGUACGCACACGACUGGCCAUCUCUGUUUGGAAACGUGAGAGUUAAUGCUGCUUUCUAGUGACCUCAACAGUAAAAGUCUCUUUGAUUUCACUGAAGUGAAGAUUUCACUUCUAAUGUUUACAUUAAAGAUUGAAACUGGUCUUGCAAGAAAGCCUGUUAACCAAUCAACAGAAUUGACUCCAGAGUAUUACUUGAUAAAAUUUUCAGAUGCACAUUUUCUUGUAUUUUAUCAUAAAUUUAUAUAAAAUUAUGAACAUUUUAAAUAAAAUACUUCCAUGUCUUAAAAUGUUACAUUUCUAACAUGGUUUGCAAUAAAU